This is a messenger RNA of Coccomyxa subellipsoidea C-169, 1143 nucleotides long. RefSeq names its product D123-domain-containing protein. Lineage: Eukaryota; Viridiplantae; Chlorophyta; Trebouxiophyceae; Coccomyxaceae. The coding region runs from base 1 to 1143 and encodes 380 amino acids. Gene Ontology annotation, cellular component: cytoplasm. The record is from RefSeq and is a predicted model, not a curated record. The transcript has 6 exons.
AUGUUCCUCCUCCCGCUUAGCUUCUCUCGACUCGCCUCUGUCAUCGCCGAGGGCAUUACGGUCCUUCGCUCGCUGCCACGGCGAGCCAGGCCCUCACCUGACGAUGACUACUCUGACUGGAGCGAGGAUGAGCCCGAGGACGCUGAACAUCAGGAUGAACCUACAAAUCUGCCGGAGUUCCCUGAGCUGCUAGCGAAGAUUCAGGCAGCCAUAGAUGACCUGGGGGGCUGCGUGGCCCCCAAGCUCAAUUGGAGCGCGCCCCAUGAUGCAAUUUGGGUCUCGUCCAACAAGUCCCUUGCCUGCACACAUGCCGACGAGGUGCUCCUGCUGCUGAAGAGCUCAGACCGCAUCGCGCACGACAUUUGUCAUGCGUUUGACGCGUGUGCUGACGCGCCUGCAGCGCUGCCAGGAUUUCACCUGGCGCUGCGAAAAUGGGUGCCACUGCGGCCCGAGAGGGAGUUUCGCUGCUUUGUGAAGGGGCGCGACCUGGCAGCCAUAUCGCAGAGGAACAUUAUGGAGAAUGCGGCUUCACUGGAGGCGCAGAAGGAGGACCUGCUGGAAGCCAUGCUGGAGUUCUUUGAAGAGCACGUGCAGCAGCGCUUCCCCAAGGCUGACUACACCUUUGACGUGUACAUCACGACUGCGGGCAGGGUGCGGCUGAUUGACUUCAACCCCAUUGGAGGGACGACCUCGCCCCUCUUGUUCGACUGGGCAGAGCUGCCUUAUGCUCUGCCCAACUCUGCAGAUGAGCCGGACAGCUCCAGCGCUGCAACAUCAGCAGAAAGCCCAGAAAGCAUGACAAACGAUACAGGAGAUAGAUCAGCAGAGGAAGCUAGCCCAGUCAGGCAGCCAGGGGAGCAGCCGUCAGCAUCAGAGGGGGGAGCAAGCUCACCAGACAGAGCGGGAGAAAGGGGUGCCAGCCAUGCAGAAAGCAAUGGGACUGCGUCAGGGAGUGGAAUCACAGAGGAAGGAGCUGCAGGGAAUGGGUGGCCUGGUGAGAUUGAGUUCAGGCUGAACACUGAUGGAGCAGUGAUGCGGCCCAGUGUGGCUGCCUAUGGCGCCCCUUUUGACAUGGUGGACAACAGUGACGGGAGUGCCAUCAGUGAAUUGCUGCGCCGGCUGCAGACUGAGGAUAGAGGCUAG